GAUAGUUGAAUACUCCCUUGAUCUCCAGAACAUCAACUUCUCUGCCAUCAGAACAGUGCGUGUACUCAGACCUCUCAAAGCCAUCAACAGAGUACCCAGUAUGCGUAUCCUGGUGAACCUGCUGCUGGACACUCUUCCCAUGCUGGGAAAUGUGCUUCUGCUCUGUUUCUUUGUCUUCUUCAUUUUUGGCAUCAUUGGUGUGCAGCUGUGGGCUGGACUACUAAGAAAUCGCUGUUACCCAGAGGAGAACUUCACCCUCACAUCUGGCAUCACCCUCCCCGCCCCAUAUUAUCAGCCUGAGGAGGAUGACGAGCGGCCCUUCAUCUGCUCGUUGGCUCAAGAUAACGGCAUCAUGUCCUGCAGCGACGUGCCCACUCGGAGAGAAGGCGGACGGGAGUGCUGUCUAGAUAAAGAGGAUGCGCUGCACCGUCAGGCCCUGGGCCUGAGCGCGGAGCCACUGGUCAACGGCAGUGCCUCCGCCAUGGGGCUCUGUGUGAACUGGAACCAGUACUACACCCGCUGUCAUACAGGACACACCAACCCACAUAAAGGAGCGAUCAAUUUUGACAACAUAGGUUAUGCAUGGAUCGUCAUAUUUCAGGUGAUCACGCUGGAGGGCUGGGUGGAGAUCAUGUACUAUGUCAUGGACGCUCAUUCCUUCUACAACUUCAUCUACUUCAUAUUCCUCAUCAUCAUUGGAUCUUUCUUCAUGAUUAAUCUGUGCCUGGUGGUCAUUGCCACUCAGUUUUCAGAGACCAAACAGCGAGAGCACCAGCUGAUGCAAGAGCAACGCGCUCGCUACCUGUCCUCCAGCACGCUGGCUUCGCUCGCUGAGCCCGGAGACUGUUACGAGGAGCUCUUCCAGCUGGUCUGCCACAUCCUGCGCAAGGCCCGCCGCCGCUCAGCCGCCCUUUACUACAUGCUCCGUGGCAAAGCCCCUCCCCCUGGAGGAGGGAGGGGGCGUGGCAGGGGAGGGGCAGGAUCGACAGGGGGAGGAGCUAAUGUGAAUGGCAGCGAAAGACACCACUGCCAUUCUACUCAGACACCUCACUGUAUUCACGAUACCAAGUUGGACCACAGCUCCCAACCUCUGGAGAACGCCAUCUCCCUCUCCAUCACCCCAAACCCAGAGGAGUGUCCUCAGUGUGCUGCCGCCCUGUCACUCAAGGAAGGGGCGGGAUCGACGGGGCACUCGGCCAAUGGGGAGGAAGAGGAGGGUGCGCUGGAGGAGACCGACAGGGACGAGAACCGCUUGGACGAGAAGGGGGACGAUGACUCUGUGGAUUCGCCAAAGAGGAAACGCACCUGUUUUGGGAAAUGUAAAGAUGUUUGGGAUGAAAUGAGAGUGAAGCUUUGGGGUAUAGUUGAAAGCAAGUACUUCAACAGAGGGAUUAUGAUCGCCAUCCUCAUCAAUACAAUCAGCAUGGGCAUCGAGCACCAUAACCAGCCUGAUGAACUGACUAAUGUCCUGGAGAUUUGUAACAUAGUGUUCACCAGUAUGUUCACCCUGGAGAUGAUCCUCAAGCUGACUGCCUUUGGCUUCUUUCAAUAUCUGAGAAACCCCUACAACAUCUUUGAUGGAAUUAUUGUGAUCAUCAGUGUAUGUGAGAUCGUUGGGCAGUGUGACGGGGGUCUGUCCGUCCUGAGGACAUUCAGACUGUUGAGGGUCAUAAAGCUGGUGCGGUUCAUGCCAGCUCUGCGCAGACAGCUGGUGGUCCUGAUGAAGACCAUGGACAACGUGGCCACAUUCUGCAUGUUACUAAUGCUCUUUAUCUUCAUAUUCAGUAUUCUGGGAAUGCACAUAUUUGGCUGCAAGUUCAGCCUGAGGACAGAGGCUGGGGACACAGUACCUGACAGGAAAAACUUUGACUCCCUGCUGUGGGCCAUUGUCACAGUGUUUCAGAUCCUAACUCAAGAGGACUGGAACAUGGUUUUGUAUAACGAUCCCAAGAUUUCCACUUUGACCCCUAAUGGGCAUCUGGAUUUGGCACCUGCACCCAACGCUAGGGGCCUGUACCCGUCUGAAAGGCUGAGCUUUGCCCUGGGUUCCCGCAAGAGCAGCGUGACCUCUCUGGGCAGGGCUAGCCUGGAGCAGACGGCGCUGUGUCCAGGACAAGCCUCUCUGUACCACAACUGGGGACGGCCCGCGCGGCCAGGAAUAUGGAGUCGCAGGUCGAGCUGGAACAGCUUGGGUCGAUCCUCUAGAUGCCUGGGGAUGGGGGGCGGAGGCAGUUUAAGGGUCCGUAGCCCUCACUCUCACCCCGCUGAGCAGGAGUCCCUGCUGUCUCCUCCGCCCCCUCCUCUGCACCCGCCUCUGCUCUCCAGACACUUCGUCCCGUGCAGAGAACGGCGGGCUCUCUCUCUGGAGCUUCCUGAGCUGCUGCAGGUGCCUGGACCGGCCUUGCCUCCUCUGCAUCCCCGGCAAAGCAAGAAGAGCUUCUCUGGGGGUCUGGGAAGCGUUGGAGAGCACCAGGACUGUAAUGGGAAGACACCGUCAGGCCAACCACAAAUCAUCAAUGAGGUCUACCCUCAGGUCAAUGCACGCAAGGACAGGGAGGAUCUGGACGAUGAACUGGACUAUAGUCUAUGUUUCCGGAUGCAGAAGAUGAUAGAGGUGUACAGACCAGACUGGUGUGAGACCAGGGAAGACUGGUCCGUCUUCCUCUUCUCUCCCCAAAACAAGUUCAGGGUGUUGUGCCAGUCCAUUAUUGCCCAUAAGCUGUUUGACUAUGUGGUGCUGGUCUUCAUCUUCUCAAACUGCAUCACUGUGGCUCUGGAGAGACCCAAGAUCCUUCAGGGUAGCCUGGAGAGGCUUUUCCUCACCGUGUCCAAUUACAUUUUCACAGCCAUAUUUGUGGGGGAGAUGACACUCAAGGUGGUGUCUAUGGGUUUGUAUCUUGGAGAGCAGGCGUACUUGCGCAGCAGUUGGAACAUUUUGGAUGGUUUCCUGGUGUUUGUGUCUUUGAUUGACAUUGUCGUGUCGAUGGCGGGCGGGGCUAAGAUCCUGGGGGUGCUCAGGGUCCUCAGGCUUCUGCGCACACUGCGCCCUCUCAGGGUUAUCAGUCGAGCUCCUGGCCUCAAACUGGUUGUGGAGACUUUGAUCACCUCUCUGAAGCCUAUAGGAAACAUAGUUCUCAUCUGCUGUGCCUUUUUCAUCAUCUUUGGCAUCCUGGGAGUCCAGCUUUUCAAAGGCAAGUUCUACUACUGCUUGGGCCUGGAUGUCAAAAACAUCACUAACAAGUCUGACUGCCUCUUGGCCAAUUAUAAGUGGGUCCAUCACAAGUACAACUUUGACAACUUGGGGCAGGCUCUGAUGUCCCUGUUUGUGCUGGCAUCGAAGGACGGCUGGGUCAACAUCAUGUAUCAUGGUUUGGACGCAGUGGCAGUGGACCAGCAGCCCAUAACCAAUAACAACCCCUGGAUGCUGCUGUACUUCAUCUCCUUUCUCCUGAUCGUCAGUUUCUUCGUACUGAACAUGUUUGUUGGAGUGGUGGUGGAGAACUUCCACAAGUGCCGACAGCACCAGGAAGUGGAGGAGGCCAAGAGGAGAGAGGAGAAGAGACUGAGACGCAUGGAGAAAAAGAGACGGAAGGCCCAGAAGUUGCCCUACUAUGCCAGUUACAGUCACGUGCGACUGAUGAUCCACACCCUGUGCACCAGUCACUACCUGGACAUCUUCAUCACCUUCAUCAUCUGUGUAAACGUUGUGACUAUGUCACUGGAGCACUACAGCCAGCCUCAUUCUCUGGAGAUCACACUCAAGUACUGUAAUUAUUUCUUCACCAGCACCUUUGUGCUGGAGGCUGUCCUGAAGCUCAUUGCAUUUGGCUUCCGACGUUUCUUCAAAGACAGGUGGAACCAGCUGGAUUUGGCUAUAGUGCUGCUGUCAGUCAUGGGAAUCACGUUGGAGGAGAUCGAGAUCAGUGCUGCUUUGCCCAUCAACCCCACCAUCAUACGCAUCAUGAGGGUCCUGCGCAUCGCACGGGUGCUAAAGCUGUUAAAGAUGGCCACGGGAAUGAGAGCGCUGCUGGAUACGGUAGUUCAAGCCCUGCCACAGGUGGGGAACCUUGGCCUCCUCUUCAUGCUGCUGUUCUUUAUUUAUGCUGCACUGGGGGUGGAAUUGUUUGGAGAGCUGGUGUGCAACGAGGACUAUCCAUGUGAGGGCAUGAGUCGGCACGCCACCUUUGAGAACUUCGGCAUGGCGUUCCUCACCCUCUUCCAGGUCUCUACUGGUGACAACUGGAACGGCAUAAUGAAGGACACUCUUCGAGAAUGCCCACCAGGCGAAUACGCCUGUAAUCCCAGCCUACAAUUCAUCUCUCCGUUGUACUUUGUGAGCUUUGUGCUCACGGCCCAGUUUGUUCUCAUCAAUGUGGUCGUGGCAGUACUGAUGAAACACCUGGACGACUCCAACAAAGAAGCCCAGGAGGAGGCAGAGAUGGAUGCGGAGAUUGAGCUGGAGCUGGCCCAGGGAACGCUCUGCUGCAUCGGAGGAGGGGGGUCUGGAGCGGAGAGGAGCAGUGGGGGGCAUCAGGGGGCUGGACCCAGCUCUACUGUUCCACCUCACUCCCCAAACACACUCCCAGGGGUCCACGAGCCCAACAGCGCCAGGAAACUCUACUCACCAGCCCAGGAGAACUUGUGGCUGGACAGUGUAUCUCUGCUUAUCAAAGAUUCGUUUGAAGGGGAGAUGCUGAUGAUUGACAACCUCUCUGGCUCCGUCUUCCAUCAUUACUCCUCCCCACCCGUCUGCAAGGACUGCAGGACUCAUCCGCAAGAGCAGAUCCACAUGGCUGAACUGGAGCAGGCGUCUCUGAGGUCGGAGCAGCUCUCAGAUAAGUCAUCCUCACCAGCGCUGCCUGAUGACCUCAGCCUGGACGAGCAGAGCUUGUACCAGAUGGCUGUCAAAGAGGGAAAGGAAAGGGGUUGUGAUGAGUGCCUAAACACUGAAGAACCUGGAGGGAGAGCUCACAGCAGGUUACGGCGAGCCUCUCGGGUUCACAGCUCUGGGACAGAGGAUGGGGCGGCAGUGAAUGGAGGUGGUUCUCAAAGUCCACAUCACAACACACCUGCUCGUCACAGCAUAGGUGGACUUCCCUGUAGCAGCAGUAAUCAGGAGCACCCAGGGGUUUCUGGAGCUUCGAGCCGCUCUACCACUCCCAUCCAUCUCCCUGCUGAAUUCUUCCACCCAGUUGCAGCGGCCCUCCCCGCACCUCCGAGAGGCCGACCGGGGCACAAACCAAGAGGGCUUCGGCUAACUUCCCCAGCCUCAUGGGCGUCUCUACGCUCUCCUGGAGCAAACACCAGGCUGCUCACCACACAGUAUCCAUCUCACAGUGACUCCUCCCUGGCUACGGGGAGCUCAGAGAGCAGCCUACUGACCACCAUGGAAGAAGGGCUCCGUUUCAUCGUAUCCACUACCCAGCCACUGCUGGACACACUCCUCAACGAUCGGGCCAGCCUCUCCACGGAGACCCUGAGACCCAGUCCUCCAGCCGCCCAGAACCUCCAAACUACGAGGGGACACCAGCGCAGCAAGAGCAGCUGUGAAACGGACAUCAGUGCAGGAAGAACUCAGCAAGGCUCCGAUGAGGAUGUAGGGAUGGUACGGUGCGGCUCUAACCAGACGUGUGACAGCCAGCAGCUCUCAGAGACGCCGAGCAGCCUGUCGCUGACGUCGCUGCUUCUGCCAAGCUCUGUAGCUCCCCCGUCUGUGAAAAAGUGCAACAGCACGGGCAGCUUAGACCACGGGACUCUCACAACCCAAGAAAAAGUGUUCAUAAAAGAGGCACAGGGUAAAAUCACCAGCCCCUGGAAAGAAAGUAGAGAAGCAAAAAGAGAGAGUCAGUCGGAGGCAGCACAAGGAAAAGACGGGGAAAGUACAAGCCAAAUAACAAUUGUGGGCUCCAGGAGAAAUAGAUGAAACUUUACCUAGUGUUAGUUAUUUCUAAGGUCCACUACUCGAUCUCUGUUUUUUUCAGGGAGCAGUUUGACAUGUGGCAUUCCAUCUCAAAGUCUUUCUCUCUCUAUCUCCCUGUUUUCAUUUGUGACCUGUUACCAUUUUGUAUUUGCUUGUGGUAAACGUCCAACAGGACUGUAGAGAAACUGGAUAGAGAGACCUGAGAGCAGUUUGGCCCCUUGGAGCAUGACUAGACCGAAGGGGACUGUUCAGACAGCUGCCUGAAUAAUCAGGUCAGGAGACGACAUGCAGUACAGGCAAAGCUCUCCGUAUGCCGGAAUGCUAGGAGUUUUCUUAAAAGUUAGUUAAAAAGGGAAAAAAAGAUACACCUACAAGCAUAUAUAUAGAGGAACUGAAAAGAUAAGGAGAUACAGUUAAAAAAAAUACAGUCAAAUAGAUUGAUUCUCUAAAAGAGGGCAUGUUGUGUUCAAUGAUUUAAUGCAGUUCAAUUACAAUGAAGAUUUUAGGAUUUUAACUCUUUCAGUAUACACAUACUUUUUACAGGUUUUUCGUUCGUUUGUUAUUUUGUUUGUUUGUAUUUGUGUUUUACAUCAUUGA
Sinocyclocheilus grahami is the source of this 6517-nucleotide messenger RNA. Its product is annotated as voltage-dependent T-type calcium channel subunit alpha-1I-like. The annotation marks the transcript as partial. Gene Ontology annotation, cellular component: voltage-gated calcium channel complex; neuron projection; plasma membrane. The transcript has 32 exons. The record is from RefSeq and is a predicted model, not a curated record. Gene Ontology annotation, biological process: positive regulation of calcium ion-dependent exocytosis; calcium ion import; calcium ion transmembrane transport. NCBI's taxonomy places the organism in Eukaryota, Metazoa, Chordata, Actinopteri, Cypriniformes, Cyprinidae. Gene Ontology annotation, molecular function: voltage-gated sodium channel activity; low voltage-gated calcium channel activity.